AGUUAUAUAGCACAUCAGAGUUUUCAGACUAAUAAGUGUGAUUUUUACGGCACGAAAAAGUACACACAAAAAACAAUAUUAGAACCAGAUAAACCCAACCAAGUGCAUGGAAAAGCUCAACGAAAUAAUCUACCAGACAUAUUUCGCAGAAUUCAAAUCACUCUCAAACCACGGUGGAAAACCAGACAUAUACCCAGACAGAGGCAGAAGAGAAUAUAAUCCGUUUCCUACCUAGUUGCAGUUACAAAGGACCCCAAAAGGACCAUCUUGCAUGCUCAAGAACGACAAUGAGCACUGGAAUUAUACAGGAUCAGCUCAAGAUUAAACACGACUACAAUUUUAUAUAGACAUAAAAGAGAAAAAAAGAUUAUGGAUUGGUUACUAACGGCGCCACAGUUGCACAGCGCAUUCGCUUCGCUGGGUUCCCUGGAGGGUGACACCUACGUUGUCAGUCCGAAUGCAUUGUCCAUUCUAGAGGAGAUCAACCACAAGCUCACGUAUGAGGACCAAACGCUGCGCACCUUUCGCCGGGCCAUCUGCUUUGGCCAGAAUGUACGAUCCGAUUUGAUACCAUUGCUGGAGAAUGCCAAGGAUGAUGCGGUACUGGAGUCGGUUAUCCGGAUACUGGUUAAUCUCACAGUGCCGGUGGAGUGUCUGUUCUCCGUGGAUGUGAUGUACCGCACCGAUGUGGGUCGUCACACCAUCUUCGAGCUGAACAAGCUGCUGUACACCAGCAAGGAGGCAUUCACCGAGGCGAAGAGCACCAAGAGCGUGGUGGAGUACAUGAAGCACAUCCUGGAGUCUGAUCCCAAGCUGUCGCCACAGAAGUGUGACCAGAUCAACAACUGUCUGCUGCUGCUGCGCAACAUCCUUCACAUACCGGAAACGCACGGGAUUUGUGUGAUGCCGAUGAUGCAGUCCAACAAUCUGCAUGGCAUCACCAUGCAGAACACCAUUCUCUGGAAUCUGUUCAUCCAGAGCAUCGACAAGCUGCUCAUCUACCUGAUGACCUGUCCGCAGCGCUCCUUCUGGGGCGUCACCAUGGUGCAAUUGAUCGCGCUGAUCUACAAGGACCAGCACGUGAGCACUCUGCAGAAGCUGCUAGAUCUCUGGUUCGAGGCAUCGCUUUCGGAGAGCUCCGAGGACAAUGAGAGCAACACGACACCCCCGAAGCAGGGCAGCGGCGAGUCCAGUCCCAUGCUGACCUCGGAUCCCACUGGAUCGGAUUCCUCGGACAAUGGCAGCCAGGGACGCGGUAUGAGCAUCAGCAUGAGCCUGAACAUGAGCAUGAGCAUGAGCAUGAACGUCAGCAUGAGCAGUCUCUGUGGCAAGAAGGAGACCCCCGAAGAGCGGCAGCUGGCCUUAUGGGAGGGCACCGAAGCCACUCUCCAGGAGGUGAGCCGCAAGGGUCAGGAGUAUCAGGAUGCUAUCGAUGCCAAAGAGCGCAUGGGAUCUGCUGGGAUGGACGAUGAUGAGGAUUAUGAGGACUCCGAUUUUAUACAUCUGCAGCUCCACCAAGCCAUGCAGGCCGAGGAGGAGGACGAGGAGUGUGACAACGAGGUGGCGGCCGCGUCCUCGGAACCCUUGAAUCUUAAAACACAACCAGCUGACAAUGUCAACGACACUACCACAACCACGAGCCUAUCGAGCAGUAUCAUGCCGUUCAGGUCACCCCUGCCCGUCGGCAGUCGGCCAUCUUACUCGCAUGCCCCGCCGCAGCACCAGAGCUAUGCGGCCUAUGUGGCAGCCAUCAAACUGAGCCAGAAGUCCCCACAUGCCGGCAAACUGCAGCUGACGAAAGGCAAAUGCUGUCCCCAGAAACGAGAGUGUUCAUCGACGCAGUCGGAGCUCUCGGACUGCGGCUAUGCCACGCAGGUGGAGAACCAGGAGUCAGUAUCCACCUCCAGCAACGAUGAUGACAUGCCGCAGGGCAAGCCGUUGCACCAGAAGCCGCCAUGCAACACAAAGCUCAGGAAUAAGCAGCGUCCAAUUCUGCCGCCCCUGGACAAGAAGGAGCUGCGGCGCAAGAAGCUAGUGAAGCGCAGUAAGAGUAGUCUCAUCAACAUGAAGGGCCUCGUGCAGCAUAUACCCACGGACGAUGAUAUUGCCAAUCUACUCAAGGAGUUCACCGUCGACUUUCUCCUCAAGGGCUACAAUUAUUUGGUGGAAGACCUGCAUGCCCAGUUGCUCACAAAUACACUACCCAUUGACACGUCGCACUUUUUCUGGCUGGUCACGUACUUCCUGAAGUUUGCAGCACAACUGGAGCUGGACAUGGAGCACAUUGACACGAUACUCACCUACGAUGUCCUCAGUUACCUCACCUACGAGGGUGUCAUGCAGUGCGAGCAAUUGGAGCAGUGUGCAAGGCAACGGGACAGUGACCUGAAGCCCCAUCUCCGACGCAUGCAUCUCCUGGUGACGGCCAUCAGGGAGUUCCUUCAGGCCAUCGAGGCAUACAAUAAGGUUUCGCACCUCUCGGACGAUGAUCGCGAUCAUCUGCGGCAAUUGCACAUACAAAUAGCGGACACGUCCGAUCUGCAUUGUCUGUUUGUGCUGCUGCUGCGACGCUUCAACCCCACCAUCUAUUCGAAGCAGUAUCUGCAGGAUCUGAUCGUGACCAAUCACAUACUCCUACUCAUUCUGGACAAUCGACCACAGCUGGAUGGCAAAAAGACCGAAAAUCUAACACAGCACGUUGCACAAUUCGCCACUUUGGAGGUAAUGCAUUACUAUGGCAUCCUACUGGAGGACUUUACCAGCAAUGGAGAGUUUGUCAACGAUUGCAUCUUCACCAUGAUGCAUCAUGUAGGUGGAGAUCUGGAACAGAUUGGUGUCUUAUUUCAACCGAUCAUUCUGAAGACAUAUUCACGCAUUUGGGAGAUGGAAUUCACUUUGUGUGAUGACUGGUCUGAUCUUAUCGAAUAUGUCAUCAACAAGUUUAUGAACACACCACCCAAAACACCCAUGACUAUACCCACAACAUCGCUGACAGCCAUGACCAAAGAGCAUAAUCUGGAGCAUGCCAAAUGCUCUUGGAAUGCCGAUGAGAUGGAUACACUAUACUGGUAUUUUGUACAGAGCAGGAGCACCAACGAUGUGGUCGGCAAAAUUGUCCGACUCUUUAGCAACAAUGGCAAUAAAGAGAAAUCUCGCAUUUCAAUCAUCCAGCAGCUGCUGCAACAGGAUAUCAUUACCCUUCUGGAGUACGAUGACCUGAUGAGGUACGAGGAUGCUGAAUAUCAGAGAACGCUGUUGAACACCCCUACAUCGGUGACCACCGAAUCGGGAAUUGAGAUGAAGGAUGGUGGCUUUGGCAGGCCAUCAGGUGAUAUACAGAUUCUUCUGGAUCUAAUCAUCAAAGAUCAAAAGGGCCAGCACUUGGAAUGGGUGCAAAAGGUGCUCUUAGAAUGCUGUUACAUCAAAUUGAACCUCAAGUCAGGCAGACAGAUGCCGCACAUUAUGGAACCAGUGGCCUAUCACUACAUCCUCCUGCACAAGUCUAUCCCGGUGGUGCAGUGGAACAACGAGCAGUCGGCCGCGAUGAUGUAUCAGCCAUUCGUUCUGCUCCUGCAUAAGCUGGGCAUCCAGCUGCCAGUAGAUGCGGGCUCGAUCUUUGCUCGGAUACCAGACUACUGGUCCCCGGCGCAGAUGUACGGAAUGGCCAAGAAGCUGGGACCCGUGAAUAAACAAGCCCUCAAGUUCGAUGCCACCGAAUUGGAAGAAGCAGCCGCAGCCGCUGCGGCCAGUGCGGCGGCCAGUGCUGCAUCCAUGCGAUCCCAUCACAACAGAGGACCCCGCAAUUCCCUCAGCUCGCAGAGCAGCCUGGAGGUAGAUAUGGGCGAUACAGACGGUGAAUUACCCCUCAUUCCCGAAGUGGAUGCAGCUGUAGAGAAGGCCCAUGCCAUGGACUGCAGCUCUAGCUCGAACAAUGAGUUCUUUGCUGUGCCCAAGGUCAAGACAGCCAAUACAAUGAUGAGAUAUACACCCGAUACGACGCCCCCAGUUCCCAAUUGGCUGCAGUUGGUCAUGCGAAGCAAACGGAAUCCACGCCCGGCUCCCAUUGGAGAGAUCAAUGAUUGUAUUUCGAGUACAGCAAUCGUAAAAGGCGAUGACGAGUGCAAAAGUAGCAGGUCCCUGUGUUCGACUAUGUAUCAGACAGGACAGACGAUGGCAAUGACGCCAAUGCCACCCAUGAAUGCCAUUCAUCCGUUGAAUACCAUGAGCAUUAUGCCGCGAUUGCACAGCAUCAUGGGGCCGCAUAACGAGAACAGCAGCAGCUCUGGCUGCGGCGGUACUGUGUACUCCCAGGCAAUGGGCGUACUGAUGACCACCUCUGCGGUGGGGGCCAUAAUGCGUGGCGAUGUGGAGGAGGAUGCGGCAAUAAAGUCAUCGUUCGAGAAACUGGAGGUCAAGGGCACGCAUUUUGCCCGGGCCAGCCAUUUGGAGGAGGAAUAUAGCGCCAUGGUGGCGGAUGCCUUCAAGAACGAGAUCUUCAACGACAAUGGUUCGGUGGCUUCCGAUCUGACGCGAAUGUAUGUGAGCGAUGAGGAUGAGAAACACGAGUUCCGUGUGUACCCCGCACAUACUAUCAUUGAAAGCGAGAGCAAAAUCUCGUGGAAAGGAGAGAAAAAAGGAAGGAAGGGGAAGGGACAGUAGAGAAGAGAAUUGAGUGUGUAAUGAACUGUACCUAAAAAACAAACAAAAAAAUAAUUGUAUAACACAACAUACUCGUUACAGAAGAUAUUUACAGACAGUAAGCAAGAAGUUUGUCGAAACAACUCAAAAAACAAAAAAA
Drosophila persimilis is the source of this 4798-nucleotide messenger RNA. RefSeq names its product protein timeless (gene tim). Gene Ontology annotation, molecular function: DNA binding. Gene Ontology annotation, cellular component: replication fork protection complex. The transcript is spliced from 14 exons. Gene Ontology annotation, biological process: replication fork arrest; DNA repair; DNA replication checkpoint signaling. Bases 370 to 4659 code for a protein of 1429 amino acids. NCBI's taxonomy places the organism in Eukaryota, Metazoa, Arthropoda, Insecta, Diptera, Drosophilidae. The record is from RefSeq and is a predicted model, not a curated record.